AUGUCUUCGUUAUUAAAUUGGUUCAAGAAUAUAAACCACAGUGUGGAUAAGGAGGAAAUAAAGGAAAUUUCAGGGCCCACAAAUUUCAAUCAUGAUAUUCAUGUUGGUUUCAAUGCAAAAACUGGAGAGUUUGAAGGCAUGCCGGACGAUUGGCUCGGUUAUCUCAAGGACGGAAACAUCAGCUCUAAUGAUGUACAGAAAAACCCAAUCGCUGUGAUUGAUGCUUUAAAAGCAUUUGACCACAAUGUCAAAAAACAACAAAACCACACACAGAAGUUUAUGGGAAAUGCUUCAUCAGACAAUUUGUUUCAAUUAGAUCAACCUCCAAGAGCUUUAGGUCAUACAACCACAACCAACGAAAUAAAUAAUGAUGUUGCUAAAUUGGAAAUCAAAGAUCCUAAACUGAGUGUUGUUGACCUAAAAAGAAAUACAAAAAAAGAUUCCAAAAUCUUUCCAGCUGUAACUACAAAAGAUAUCAGUGAACCAAAAAAAAUUAAUGCUGAUGCUGAUAAAGGGUUUCCAACUCCUACUCUGCGAAACGAAAAACAGAAGAAGAUGACUACUGAUCAGUUUAUUAAAGCAUUAGUGCAGGGAAAUGUCAUAGCGUGGACUGAUCCAUCCACCAAGUACAACAUGAAGGACAAAAUAGGGACCGGUGCAUCUGGUACUGUGUGUCUGGCUGUUAACAAUGAGACUCAGGCUACUGUGGCAAUCAAGAAGAUGGAACUUGAGAAGCAGCAAAAGAAGGAGCUGAUAGUUUCAGAAAUUGAAGUGAUGCGUCAGAAUCGGCACCCAAACAUUGUAAACUACAUAGAAAGCUUCCUUUUCAGCAGCCAAUCAAGUUCAACAAACUCCAUACCUAGAGAACUUUGGAUAGUGAUGGAAUAUUUAGAAGGUGGGGCACUCACAGAUGUGUGUACAGAAACUCUGCUGAAUGAAGAGCAGAUAUCGGGCAUCGUGUGCAAAACUUUGGAGGCCCUGCAGUUCCUACACAGUCGCGACAUCAUACACAGAGAUAUCAAGAGUGAUAAUGUUCUGCUGGGUAUGAAGGGAGAGGUGAAGCUGACUGAUUUUGGUUUUUGUGCGGAAAUGACAUCAGACAGGCAGAACCGAAACACAAUGGUGGGCACUCCCUAUUGGAUGGCUCCUGAGGUUGUUGUCAGGAAGCCAUACACGCAGAAGGUUGACAUCUGGAGUCUGGGCAUAAUGAUGAUUGAAAUGAUUGACGGUGAACCACCGUACAUGAACGAAACUCCAUUGAGGGCUCUCUACCUCAUCGCAUCAACCGGCAAACCAAAGUUACAAGAAAGCAGCAAGAUGUCUGCCGACCUCUCUGACUUUCUUGACCACUGUUUGGACAUUGAUCCUGAGAAGAGGUGGUCGGCCAGUCAACUCCUCAAGCACCCAUUCAUUUCCAAAUCUGCUUCUUAUGAUUUGUCCAGUCUGUCCAAGAACAUUAAGGCGGCUAGAAAGGCAAAGAAUUCGUGA
Molecule: messenger RNA, 1488 nt
Organism: Helobdella robusta
Lineage: Eukaryota; Metazoa; Annelida; Clitellata; Rhynchobdellida; Glossiphoniidae
Exons: 9
Coding region: 1-1488 (495 amino acids)
Biological process (GO): intracellular signal transduction; regulation of MAPK cascade; regulation of axonogenesis
Cellular component (GO): cytoplasm
Molecular function (GO): ATP binding; protein serine/threonine kinase activity
Source: RefSeq, a predicted model, not a curated record